Perca flavescens (yellow perch) is the source of this 889-nucleotide messenger RNA. RefSeq names its product alkaline ceramidase 1 (gene acer1). Bases 68 to 868 code for a protein of 266 amino acids. Gene Ontology annotation, cellular component: endoplasmic reticulum; membrane. Gene Ontology annotation, molecular function: N-acylsphingosine amidohydrolase activity. The transcript is spliced from 7 exons. The record is from RefSeq and is a predicted model, not a curated record. NCBI's taxonomy places the organism in Eukaryota, Metazoa, Chordata, Actinopteri, Perciformes, Percidae. Gene Ontology annotation, biological process: ceramide catabolic process; sphingosine biosynthetic process.
ACUGGAGCAGAGCAACACUGACAGACUGGACAACUGCAGCACUGGAGGUGUCUACUCCAGUGAAAAGAUGGCAGGAGUUUUCGCCUAUGAGAGUUCAGAAAUUGACUGGUGUGAAGACAACUACAAGUACUCUGAACAUGUAGUGGAGUACUUCAACACUAUGAGCAGCUUUUUUUUCUUCAUUAUAUCUCCCAUCAUGCUUUACCUUUUGCACCCUUACGCCAAAGAGAGGAACCUGGCGAUUCACAUGGUCUGGACCAUGAUGAUAUUUGUAGGGCUCUUCUCAGCAUACUUCCACAUGACACUUAGUUUCGUUGGCCAGAUGUUGGACGAGCUGUCCAUCCUGUGGGUGUUGGCGUUGGGAUAUGCUGUCUGGUUCCCCCGCAGACUUUUCCCUUCUUUUAUAAAAGAAAGGUCCACAUUUUCGAGCCUCGUCCUGGUGGUUACUGUCAUCACAACAGUGUCAUCAUUUGUAAAACCUACAGCCAACGCCUACGUUUUAAACUGCUUUGGCCUCCAUAUGCUUUACGUUCUGGCAGUCGAGAUGAGAUGGUAUGAAAAUUCUGAUGCUCUGCGACUGGCCAAGCUGUCUGUGGCUCUGUGGGUGCUUGCCAUCUCGUGCUGGAUUAGUGACCGUUUUGGCUGCAGCUUCUGGCAGAGGCUAAACUUCUGCUACCUGCACGGUAUCUGGCAUAUUCUGAUUGUGACAGCUGUGGCCUACGGCAGCACCCUGAUAGCUUACCUGGAUGCCAACUAUGAGAUACCCUACUCUCUGCCUGGACUGCAGUACUGGCCCUGUGAUAAAUGGGCUGUUGGAUUACCUCACAUUGUCCUCAAGGGCACUACCAAAACACAGAAACGUUGCUAACAAAGUUAAAAUCAUUUGUAA